Messenger RNA from Dromiciops gliroides (monito del monte), 1692 nucleotides. It is a transcript of the gene ACKR4, whose product is annotated as atypical chemokine receptor 4. Gene Ontology annotation, cellular component: membrane. Gene Ontology annotation, biological process: chemotaxis; G protein-coupled receptor signaling pathway; immune response. The transcript has 2 exons. The record is from RefSeq and is a predicted model, not a curated record. Gene Ontology annotation, molecular function: chemokine receptor activity; chemokine binding; scavenger receptor activity. Bases 36 to 1094 code for a protein of 352 amino acids. NCBI's taxonomy places the organism in Eukaryota, Metazoa, Chordata, Mammalia, Microbiotheria, Microbiotheriidae.
ACAAGCCCCUGCUCUGCAGCUCUCUGGAACAGAUUAUGGCCAUGGAUCUGGAACACAAUCAGCCCACAGAUUACUAUUAUGAGGAAAAUGAAGUAAACGGCACUCAGGAUUAUAGUCAGUAUGAAAUACUCUGUGUCAAAGAGGAGGUCAGAAAUUUUGCCAAGGUGUUCCUGCCUGCUUUUUACGCAGUGGCUUUUAUUGCUGGAAUUGCAGGAAAUUCCACAGUGGUGGCUAUCUACGCCUACUACAAGAAACAGAAAACCAAGACUGAUGUGUAUAUCAUGAAUCUGGCAGUGGCCGAUUUGCUUUUGCUCCUCACCUUGCCGUUCUGGGCAGUGAACGCAGUGCAAGGAUGGGUACUAGGGAUACCAAUGUGCAAACUAACUUCAGCCUUAUUCACCAUAAACUUUGUCUCCGGAAUGCAGUUUCUGGCCUGCAUCAGCAUAGACAGAUACUCUGCGAUAACUAAACUCCCAGGUCAUCAAAGAGUUGGAAGACCUUGUUGGAUUAUUUGUGUCAGUGUCUGGCUCACAGCAAUUCUGCUGAGCGUACCUCAACUCGUUUUUAAUACGGUGAACGACCACCAGAGAUGCCUCCCUAUAUUCUCACACCACCUAGGAACAACAAUGAAGGCAUCGAUUCACAUCAUGGAAAUUUGCCUAGGGUUUGUCUUCCCCUUUCUCAUAAUGGCAGUUUGCUAUUCUAUGACUGCCAGGACACUCCUCAAGAUGCCCAACGUGAAGAAAUCUCGGCCCCUCCAGGUUCUCCUGGCCGUAGUGGUGGUUUUCAUUGUCACUCAGCUGCCGUACAACAUAGUCAAGUUCUGGCAAGCCAUCGACAUCAUCUAUUCGCUGAUUAUUGACUGUGAAAUGAGCAAGCGCAUGGAUGUGGCCAUACAAAUCACAAAAAGCUUGGCCCUUUUUCACAGCUGUCUCAACCCAAUCCUAUAUGCUUUUAUGGGCUCCUCUUUUAAAAUGCACAUUACCAAAAUGGUGAAGCAAUAUGGCUACUGGAGGAGACAGAGACAAAAUCCGGAAGACAUUCCCUUUGAUUCUGAAGGCCAUACAGAGCCAACAAGUACUUUUAGUAUCUAGCAGACAGACCGAUUUCUUUGUUCACUGGGGUGCAUGAUGCUGCUUCAAUGUGUAUGGGAGAACACAUCUGUAUUUAUCAGAAACUCAAAUUUCAGUAUGGGACACUAAGGCAUAUAUCUAGAUAAGACAGUUUUAUAUCUUGCUGUAAAAAGUAGCAUAAACUUAUAAGCCAAGCUCCCCCUUGUGAUCUCAAAAAAUCCAGCAGUGCACUAAAUGAUUUAAAACAAUAAUAACUACCAGAGGAGGAAAGGAAGAAAUCCCUACAGAAAAACCAGCAAAGACCUAGGAAAUGAACAAGCAAAGAAAACUCCUAAGGCAAUAAAAGACAGUAUAGGGUAAGAGAAUGUUAAGCGAAAUCUCUGAAGGUAGAGAAUAAUUCUGUAAUAACUAGAAUCACAGAAAGGGGGUAUAACAUACAUCAAAAACCCUAACAAUUGCUAGAAGGGCUAGUAAAAGAAUAAAGGGAAGAGAUCAAGAGGGAAAUUAGAGCUCUCAAUGAAAAACUCAAAUGUGAAUGGGUGGCUUGGAACAGAAGUUGGGCAACCUUAGCCAAGCAGGAGACACAUAGAAAAAGAACAGAGGAGAUAGAGGUUUUGUU